This is a messenger RNA of Rhopalosiphum padi (bird cherry-oat aphid), 2446 nucleotides long. RefSeq lists its product as uncharacterized. The transcript is spliced from 13 exons. The coding region runs from base 499 to 2196 and encodes 565 amino acids. The record is from RefSeq and is a predicted model, not a curated record. NCBI's taxonomy places the organism in Eukaryota, Metazoa, Arthropoda, Insecta, Hemiptera, Aphididae.
GUCGGUCGUCGGCAGUCCGGCUCGAUCCGUGCGCCCGUCGACUUCGUACCGUUCGCGCGCCGUGGGGUUCACUGUCGGGCGAAUAAAAAAAAUAAAUAUUACUUCGUACGCCUGCAGGUUCGGCGAUCCACCCGAGACGCGCCGUCGUGUUCGAAUCCUGUUUGGUGCGAUCGAAUAAUAGACGCACGACUCCGGAUCGACGCGUUGCCGGAUGUUCCUGAUUUUCACGUCGCCGUGGAUUCCGGUUAAAAUUUCGUUUUUACCGUAUGCCAGAAAAGUUUAAGCGUGUGUUCGUCCGAUCCGACCGACUAUAUGUGGGGGGCGUGUUUUAUACGUUUCGUGAAUAUUAAUUUAUUUAUUUUGAUGACAUUACCGUCGGCGGAGAACAUUACGGUUUAAACAGAAAUAGAAACGAUAUUGUAUCGACGCGAAUACAUAUAUUAUAUAGCUAUUUUGUUGCCGAUUAAACGAGUAAAGUGUGCAGAUAAUUGAAUCACAAUGGUCGUGUUACCGGUGUUUGGACUACUCUUAACUGUUGCAGUCCAGAGGAUAUACGGCCAAUGUGAGUUUCCUGCCCAAUGGUCCGGUCGAUGGUUUCAGUCUGGCGUGAACCACUACAUCAAUAUAAAUACGACCACCAUCAUGACCAAAGGAGAGUGCGUGCAAAACGUCAGCGACAAGUUUCUAAUCGAAGACAGGGACGAAGACUGCAGAAGGUGCCUGGUAAUCACGGAAAAACACCAGAACGUGAUACAGUACAAAGAAAACGCAAUAUGCGAAAAACGUAGCCUCGACGAUCUGUGCGGAGAGAUUACCAGUGACGCUCCACUCUACUCGAUGUUUAGGGUAGAUGCCACUCCAAUCCCGUGCCCGUUUGAUGGCCUACAAGCGCCGUUUCAUUUCUCAUAUAGCCGUGGUGGUUACACCGAAUGCAAGUCACCAGUUUCAAAAGCCGAUUCGUGUACGUCAGACUCGAGGUUGAUGCUCAAGUUUCAAGCUUGCCCGGACGUCCAUAACACUGAGAGCACAGUCGAAGAACUAUUGUGUUUGGCCACGUGGAAAGACGGAUCGACGAAGUACAUGAUCGGUAAGCUGGAACACACGCCUACAUCAUCGGAUGAAGAAAAGUAUCGGUGCUUUGUUGUGGGAAAAUCUAUGGGUGGUACGUUCGAUAUGGCCCAGUCAGGCGAUGCAACGUGUAAUGGUAUGUCAUCGCCCACUGACGGGUCAAGAACGAUGAAGUUCGUCAGAGCGGAGAACCACCAUCACCACGGCGUUGGUUCAGGUUGCCGAUACCCGUCAUGGUUAACCGAACACCACACCUGGCACUCGUUGAACCACGGUCACAUUUACCAUUUCUCGCCGAGAAACGGCACAUUACGGAAGAGCAUCCCAGGAGCAGGACCUGACCACGACAUCCGCGCCGCGUGUUACAAGGUAAUCAACGUUACCGAUAACAAGGCGCUGAUCAUCACGCACUACACUAUUGGGUGCCAAAGCGGAUAUGCGUGUAUGGGGUUUUAUCGCCGUGACAGCCAAGUUGUUGAGGUCCAAGAGAGUGAAAACCCGAUGGAGAACGCAGACGACGCUUGUCGGCCAGACAACUUCCACUCGCAGCAGUUGACGUACAGCACGUUAGUGCCUCCUGCGCCCAAAGGUCGAGAGUGCCCGUUCCUCGGCCGUUACGAGAUCAGCGGCGGACUCAACGCCGAAGAUGUGGGUAAAGCGCUGGCCGCCAGCCGGCCUGGAAGCGAAAACAACCAAGACAAACCAUCGAUCCCGUGCAACCCACCCGGCAAACAGUACCUGACCAUCGGAUGCAAUUCGCCGGACACCAUGGAAUUCCAGUCCGAGUGCGGUACCAAGACCGUAGCCGCGUACACGUGCUACGGACACUGGAAGAACGAAAUUACCGGCGUCAACUACGUGAUAUCCACGCCACAGGGACGAUCGGCUACGAAUUCCAGACGAUACUGUUUCAUCAUGUCGCAAGUGAACGGAAUGGCUCAGCAAACGUUGCACAUCGCCUCUGUGAUGGAAUCGUGCCAUCCGCACCCACUGGGUCGGCUUCACUGGGCGUUUAAUAUAACGCACCAAGGUCUCUGCAGUUCCGAGUCUAACAGCGCUAUCGUAACCGGCAUACCAGUCCUAGUCCUAUUUGCAGCUCUGCUGGCCGCCAUAGUCAAUCGCCGGUGAUCAUCGUCGUCGUCAGCAGUCGCGUCGGCCGGCCGGCCGCUAGACAUUUAGAGGAGGCUCGCGCCAAAAUUAUACAGAAAACCAAGACCACGUCGCUAAAAAAAAAUAAAAAAAUAUAUUAAUAAUUAUCGGGCGGUCCCCCGUGUAUACAUAUUAUUAUUAUUAUUAUUAUAUAGGUGUUAGGGAUCGCUUUUAUUUAUUUAAUUGUUUACAUAUUUUUUUUUAUUAAACCGACUUUAUUGUGAUCGUA